Molecule: messenger RNA, 808 nt
Organism: Stegodyphus dumicola
Lineage: Eukaryota; Metazoa; Arthropoda; Arachnida; Araneae; Eresidae
Product: UPAR/Ly6 domain-containing protein qvr-like
Biological process (GO): positive regulation of voltage-gated potassium channel activity; regulation of synaptic transmission, cholinergic; sleep
Source: RefSeq, a predicted model, not a curated record
UUCUCCUUGUUUUAAAUGUACAUAUUUUCAGAAUAAAAUUAUGUAUUUUAUUUUUCGUUGCCUGUAAUGCUGAAGAAGAAUGUUUAAGUGGUAAAAGUUAUUGGUGCUACGAAUGUGAAUCUUGGUCUGAUCCAAGAUGCAAAGAUCCUUUCAACUGGACAGCCUUACCUAGUGAGCUGCCUGCUUUGAAGCAAUGCGAUGGUUGCUGCGUAAAAAUUGUCACUAAUUAUAAACAACCUAAUGAAAAUAUUCGGAGGACCUGCACAAAAGAUAUAGUCAUAAAUCUCUUUAUGGUAGACCACGUAUGCAUGUAUGAAGGCCACAAAACAGGCCACAUGUGCUUUUGCGAAGGCGAUCACUGCAACGAGGGACCACAUUUAAGGCCGCCAUCUAUGUUAGUUGGCUUCCUCAGCUUCAUCUGUUUGUUCUUCGCUCAGAAACUGAUGAUAGCUCAACUCUGAUGAUAUUCAUCAGUGAACUGAUAUGUACCAUGAGGCACACAAAACGACAUUUCAAGAAGGAAAGAAAGAGAAAGGAAUUGGAAUGUCACAGUUCUUUAAUGUACAAACUGCAUGCGAAAACAAAACCACAUCGCAUCUAUAUAUCUUUUGCAGCGCGUGGUUCAUUAUUUUAAAUAUAUUCCCUAGGCCAUAAUAUUUCAAACGCUAUACUCAUUCGAGUAAUGUACUUAUACUCUUAUGCGUUUUCACAUUUUAACACAUUUUUUCUUUAAAAAUUAAAAAUUGUUUGAAAAGUUAUCCGUGCAUGCAAAAGAUAUGCGGUUUCAAUAAAUAAGUAUUUUCUCUUA